This is a messenger RNA of Labeo rohita (rohu), 808 nucleotides long. RefSeq names its product eukaryotic translation initiation factor 5A2 (gene eif5a2). Gene Ontology annotation, biological process: positive regulation of translational termination; positive regulation of translational elongation. Gene Ontology annotation, molecular function: ribosome binding; translation elongation factor activity; RNA binding. Lineage: Eukaryota; Metazoa; Chordata; Actinopteri; Cypriniformes; Cyprinidae. Bases 254 to 721 code for a protein of 155 amino acids. The transcript has 5 exons. The record is from RefSeq and is a predicted model, not a curated record.
UCCUCGUGCAUGAGAAUCUCGUUGCAGUAAAGGUGCACGCGCAUGCGCAGAUCUCUCUGUCUUUUGUUGGAAGGGAAUGACUGGCGUUUUCAAUGCUCUCUGCUCCAGCAUCGCAACAUUUAUAGGCAAAUCGUCUGAAUACGGUACAGUGGGUGGAUACAACUCUGGAAAGAGGAUUUGGCGACUGAAGACGGUGUCCUGAAGCGGUCGAUUGUGUGAUCAGAGCGGCUGGAAUACUCUACAAUUAUCCAUCAUGGCUGAUCUUGAUACUGAUUUCACCAGUGGAGAUGCUGGGGCUUCACUGACCUUCCCCAUGCAGUGCAGUGCUCUGCGUAAGAACGGCUUUGUGGUGCUAAAGGGACGUCCCUGCAAGAUUGUGGAGAUGUCUACCUCCAAGACUGGCAAGCAUGGGCAUGCCAAGGUGCACUUGGUUGGAAUUGACAUAUUUACUGGAAAGAAAAAUGAAGAUAUCUGUCCCUCCACCCACAACAUGGAUGUUCCUAACAUCAAGAGACUGGACUAUCAAUUGGUUGGCAUUACCGAUGGCUACCUUUCCCUGUUGAAGGAUAAUGGAGAUUUGCGUGAGGACCUCAAGCUGCCUGAAGGGGAUCUGGGCAAAGAAAUAGAGAGCAAAUUUGAAUCUGGGGAUGAAUUUCUGGUCUCCGUAUUGGCUGCCAUGGGCGAAGAGUGUCCCAUUGCCAUCAAGCCCAUGAGCUCAUAAUGAACCGAAGCUGACGGGCAGGUUGAGUGAGGGCCUCUAUACCACAAUACUACAUUUUAGUUCUAAAAAAAAAAAAAAGUCACCAAA